CGCACACUGCGCAGGCACGGGUCCUCGCCUGCUCUCGCAUAAGAAACAACGUGUCGCUUUUCUCUCCGCUUGAACACAAUCAACGGGCAUGAUUUGCGUUCUCUAGUUCAGCUGUAUAAUUUUCUGGAGUUCUAUCAAUCAAUCAAAAGACGUCUUCGCUCAGAUCCUUUUGAAAGCGGAGCGCCAAAUGCUCUACCUGGCCAGCUUGUGUGUAGUAUAGGGAGGACUUUAGCGAGGAUAUCUGGAGACAAUUCAAUCACCCAGCUCAAUCACUCGGGUACAGCAAAGCGUAACUCUGGUGUCGAGUCGCCAUAUAGCCCGAAGCUUUGGGCAAGAAAGCAGGUGGAGAUCAUCGCUCGUAGUUUGAUAAUACCCCCUCGUUUUCUUCAGGCAGUAGAAUUUACGGAGUUCGUCGACAACUUGUACAGUUAACGGCUGCUGAAAGGGAGGGGGACCGUCCCCCUGUAGUGACUACGGGAAGCAGAGCCUGUUAACGAUGCAGUUUAUAUGGGGACUCAAGACCGUCUUCUCCCACUUGCAUCCGCACCACCACCAUUAUCAUCACCACCACCAUAAGGGGCCAAAGCGACCGGAAACCGACAUUGUUGAUGACGUCACGCAGCUCAUCGGCCGCACGCCCCUGGUGUAUCUUAAUAAAGUGGUGGAGGGGUGUGCGGGCACCAUCGUGUGCAAGCUCGAGAGCAUGGAGCCGUGUGGGAGCAUCAAGGACCGAGUGGGGUACAGCAUGAUCGCUGACGCUGAGGAGAAGGGAUUGAUCAAGCCAGGCAAGAGCGUGCUGGUGGAGCCGACCUCGGGCAACACGGGCAUCGGGUUGGCAUUCAUAGCAGCGGCGAGGGGCUACAAGCUCGUCCUCACCAUGCCCGCCUCCAUGAGCCUCGAGCGCCGCGUGCUGCUCAAGGCCUUUGGGGCCGAGCUCGUUUUGACCGACCCUGACGAGGGCAUGCGGGGAGCCAUCAUUAAAGCCAAGGAGAUUGUGAGCAACUCAAAGCAUGCCUUCAUGCCGCAGCAGUUUGAAAACGAGGCCAAUACCAAGAUUCACUAUGAGACGACGGGGCGGGAGAUCUGGGAGGACACAGGGGGGCUUGUGGAUGUGGUGGUGUGCGGCAUUGGCACGGGGGGCACAGCCAUGGGCGUGGGGCAGUACCUUAAAGCCAAGAAGCCCAGCGUCAAGAUGAUUGCAGUGGAACCUGAAGAGUCAAAUGUCCUGUCAGGUGGAUACCCAGGCCCGCACAUGAUCCAGGGCAUCGGGGCGGGCUUCAUCCCAAGCAUUCUGGAUGAAGCCAUGCUGGAUGAGGUCAUCGCGGUCAGCAGCGAUGACUCGAUUCAAAUGGCACGCCAGCUGGCGAUCAAGGAAGGCAUGCUGGUUGGCAUAUCCUCGGGCGCGGCUGUGGUUGCUGCAAUCCAAGUUGCAAAGCGGCCCGAAUAUGCGGGAAAGAUGGUGGUGGCCAUUAUUCCUAGCUUUGGUGAGCGGUAUUUAUCUACAACACUCUUCUCAAAUCUUUGGGAGGAGGUUUAUAACAUGCCAACGUCUCAGUAGCCUGUAAACUGGGUUAUAAACAUAAAGGGAUUUUGCUCAGUUUUGCUUAGGGGGAGUAAUGGAAGGGCCUUCAGCAUCAUGUUAGAGUAUAUUUAUGUAAAACGCUGCAUUAUUGUGUUAUCGUAAUCG
Messenger RNA from Closterium sp. NIES-67, 1687 nucleotides. NCBI's taxonomy places the organism in Eukaryota, Viridiplantae, Streptophyta, Zygnematophyceae, Desmidiales, Closteriaceae. The record is from the annotation of a GenBank genome assembly.